AUGCAGCUCCCGGCUCUCUGCUGCGGGGCCUCGCUGCUGCUGCUCGUCCUGCCAUGGGCAGGAGCGCAGCCGGCCGGCGGCGAGCACGGUGCGGAGCUGCGGUCCCUGCAGGACCUCCUGGAGGCGCUGGGGCAGCUCCGGGAGGAGGAAGGGGAACCGGGCCCGGAAGACGAGCCGGUGGCCGGAGCAGAGGACGGCGGCUCCGAGUGGGACCUCCCGGGGGCGCAGAGCGGCCCGCCGGGUGCGCCGCUCCCGGCGCCCAGCCCUCCCCAGCCGGCGGAGGGGCAGAGCCAGUGGAGGAGCCUCCUCUCCUCCUACAGACGGAGGCACUUCUCCGGCUGCUUUGGGACGAGGAUGGAGAGGAUCGGCGCGCAGACGGCGCUGGGAUGCAACCAGUACAAAGCCCGUUUCUGGAGGAGAGGGAGAAGCUGAAGCCGGGACCGGCUCCCAAGCGCUUCCUGAGCCUCCAGGCCGGUGUCCAGCAGCCAGACAGUCAGGCUUCCCCCGGAGCCUCCGCGGCGGCGGGGUAUGGAGCAAUAAACUUUUGUA
Messenger RNA from Gymnogyps californianus (California condor), 549 nucleotides. RefSeq names its product natriuretic peptides A-like. The record is from RefSeq and is a predicted model, not a curated record. Gene Ontology annotation, molecular function: hormone activity; hormone receptor binding. NCBI's taxonomy places the organism in Eukaryota, Metazoa, Chordata, Aves, Accipitriformes, Cathartidae. Gene Ontology annotation, cellular component: extracellular region; nucleus; cytoplasm. Gene Ontology annotation, biological process: negative regulation of systemic arterial blood pressure; receptor guanylyl cyclase signaling pathway; neuropeptide signaling pathway. Bases 1 to 432 code for a protein of 143 amino acids. The transcript has 3 exons.